Molecule: messenger RNA, 426 nt
Organism: Penicillium nucicola
Lineage: Eukaryota; Fungi; Ascomycota; Eurotiomycetes; Eurotiales; Aspergillaceae
Product: 4-carboxymuconolactone decarboxylase
Exons: 1
Coding region: 1-426 (141 amino acids)
Molecular function (GO): peroxiredoxin activity
Source: RefSeq, a predicted model, not a curated record
AUGCCAGACUCCCGUGAUCCCUUGACAGAGGAUGACCUCUUCCGUGCCGGUCUCCAAGUACGCCGCGAAGUCCUUGGCGACGACUACGUGAACAAAGCCAUCCAGGAGCCCAAUGGCUUCACGCAACCUCUCCAGGAAGUCGUAACCAAAGCAGCAUGGGGAAUGGUCUGGACCAGGCCUGGGUUAAGUCGAGCCACGCGAUCCAUGCUUAACAUUGCGCUGUUGAGUGCGCUGAAUCGGUCCGAUGAACUCGCACUUCACCUUCGCGGGGCAAUCCGAAAUGGAGUCACCAAAGCUGAGAUCCAGGAGGUUAUUCUUCAUACAUCUAUGUAUGCUGGUAUGCCCGCGGCAGUGUCGUCGUUCAAGCUUGCCGAUCGGGUUCUGACGGAAAUGGAGAAUGAGCCAAAGAGGGAUUCUAAGCUGUGA